CUAGACAAGGAGCAAGUACAUGAGGCCACCCACACCAUCCAGUGCUUCUCUGAGAUGAGAGCAGGAGCAGAGGGCCUCGACACUCAGGACCUUGAGAUGAUGGGGUUGGACCAGAACUAGGGUGGGACCAGUCAGGGGCUGUCACUUUUUCAAGCUAAAGGGGAUGUACAUGCAGGUAACCUUGUCUGGUUCAAAGCUGAGCUCCCGUGACCCUCUUUCCCUUGUCUGUUGUGAGUUUAGGAGGCCACUGAGGCAGAGCCAGAGGGUAAGGCGGACUGCAGGCUGGCUAUUCCUGGAAAGGAAGUGGGAUCUUUCCUGUGUUUAGAAGGACACAUGGAAAGUCAGCUAUUGGGAAGUCCAUCUCCACCUGUGGCUAAGAAGCGUGAGAAGAAGCCCAACCUCACGGCCUUCCCUCCUAAGCUGGUGGUGGAGCAGUUGACCGUGAUGGAUGUGAUUGUAGAGGUGGACACUAACAGGACCUGCUGCACAGAGUGGCUGUGCCGGCUCCAUGAGGAGCUCUUCCGGAAGGUGGUGCCCUCUGAGUGCCUGGGCUCCACCUGGGGCAAGAGGAACAAGCCCGGCCAUGAGCACCUGGGACACACUGUCCGGGCCACCAUCGACCAUUUCAGAAGGGUGGCUAGCCUCGUCAUCACCACCUGCCUCGGGGACCCGAGCAUGACGGCCCAGGACAGGGCGAGGGUGGUGGAGCGCUGGAUCCAGGUGGCCCAGGAGUGCAAGAUCCUGAAGAACUUCUCCUCGCCCCGCACUGUCACCUCUGCUCUGCAGAAAACCUCCAUAUGCCACCUGAAGAACACACAGGGGAAGUUUCCUGGGAAAUGGAAGGAUGGUGAUCGUGUGGUGCAGGCCUCACAUGGGGGUGAUGAGGUAAGAGGGAGGAAAAGAAUGUGGGAUCUUUCUGCCUGCUCCACCUGGAGAGGUGAGGGCAAGAACAGUGAUGACAGUCAUGCGACAGUGAGUCCUCAGGAGAACCUGUGAGGUAGCUGGAGUUCUCACACUUUCCAGAUGAGGAAACAGGCUUGGGGAGUCCAGGACGCAAGCCCAAGCUUACACUCAGAGAGUUGGAGCUGGGCUUGUUCUGGAAUCACAAGACCUUGGAGGGUGGAGUGGAAUUGGUACCAGUUGACUCUAGUCAGAUGUCCAGUGUCGGAGGCGAGUGGUGCUGGAGAGAAAUGCGGUGAGGGGACUAUGGCCUCACUGACACUGUCCUCGACCC
Messenger RNA from Diceros bicornis minor, 1234 nucleotides. Its product is annotated as ral guanine nucleotide dissociation stimulator-like. The record is from RefSeq and is a predicted model, not a curated record. Gene Ontology annotation, molecular function: guanyl-nucleotide exchange factor activity. The transcript has 6 exons. Bases 334 to 996 code for a protein of 220 amino acids. Gene Ontology annotation, cellular component: plasma membrane. Gene Ontology annotation, biological process: Ras protein signal transduction; positive regulation of GTPase activity. Lineage: Eukaryota; Metazoa; Chordata; Mammalia; Perissodactyla; Rhinocerotidae.